Camellia sinensis is the source of this 1801-nucleotide messenger RNA. Its product is annotated as F-box protein CPR1. Lineage: Eukaryota; Viridiplantae; Streptophyta; Magnoliopsida; Ericales; Theaceae. The record is from RefSeq and is a predicted model, not a curated record. Gene Ontology annotation, molecular function: protein binding.
GUGAUAGUCACUACAUUUCUCCAAACCCUUCACAAACCCUAAUGGAGCAAGCGCUGCCGGAGCUUCCGCCCGAGGUGAUCUCCGAGAUACUGUCUCGACUGCCGGUGAAACCACUCCUCCAAUUCAGGUGCGUAUCCAAACCAUGGUGUUCUCUAAUCGACAGCCCUACCUUCAUCAAAAUGCACCUUCACCGAUCCAUUCAAUCCCGAUCCAAUCUCUCCCUCAUUGUCACUAAGUUGAACUCGAACAUCCCAAACCUACUAUGCUCCGUACACUUCGAUAAGCUGGACAUAGAUUUUGAGCUCUAUCAACCACUCACGUUUGAGAAACGAUUGGAUCAAGUUUGGAAUUUCUGCAAUGGCUUGCUCUGUUUGUCUUUCAGAAACGUAGAAGUUGUUUUGUCGAACCCAUCAACUCGAAAGUAUUUGGAAUUACCUCUCUUGCCGAUCGAAAUCCCAGUGGCUUUCUGUCGUAUGUUUGUUGUUUUUUUUGGACUUGGGUACGAUUCAGUGAGUGAUGACUACAAGGUGAUGAGGAUUACCCAGUUUAAUGGUGCUGGUUUUGUGCAUUUUGAAUCUAAAGUUAGGGUUUAUAGUUUAAAAUCGGAUUAUUGGAGGAAAGUUGGUGAUUUUCCUCAUCACCUUAAACUUGAUCCAUGCACUGGUUUACUUGUUGGUGGGGCUUUGCAUUGGAGUGUGAAUCCGAAACCAAUGUUGGUUGAUGGACCUCGCGCUCUUAUUGCAUUCGAUCUUGGGUCGGAGGAAUACCGAAUGGUGCCUCUACCCGAGUGUGGGGCUGUCGAUUUUCAUUUGAAGUUUGCGGUCUUGGAUGGAUGCCUUUGUGUGCUUCACCAUUAUCAUAAGAAGGGUAUUGAUUUAUGGGUGAUGAAGGAGUAUGGGGUGAAGGAAUCUUGGACUAAAUUGAUCUACAUUGAGAACUCGAACGUAAUUAAUUGUUUUGCUAUUUAUUUGGAGCCCUUGGCAUAUUCAAAGAAUGGCAAGAAGGUUCUCUUCCAACAUAACUCUCAGAGAUUUCUUUGGUAUAACUUAGAAAGGAAGGCAGUUGAGAUGGUUGAGAUUUAUGGUAAGCCAGACGUUUUGGAAACAACUGUAUGCUUGGGUAGCCUUGUUCCACUUGAUGGUGGUCGUCUGGAUGAUAGCAAGGACCAAGCAACAAAAGACAAAAAGAAGAAAAAGGUCUUCAGAAGUUAUGAUUUCCUGUCAAAGAGGUUCAAGCUGCUGCUGCAAGCCACUGUUAGAAGGAGCAAGAAGGUGUUGAGGCUCGAUGCUGGAGCAAUGGGAGAGUAGUUCUGUGUUAGUUAAUAAGUAGUCAGAGAAAACAGAGAGAACAAGAAGGUGCUUCUUAUGAUGUCACGGCUAUAUUAGUUAUGUUUGACAACUUUGUGGGCUGUUCACUAGCAGCCUGUUGUUAUAUCUUCUUUUGUGACAUUUUAUCAUGUUAUGUAGAGAUUUAAAUAGAAGCUGAGGUGUAUGACAUUUGAAGAGAACAACAUUUGAAUGGCAAUAGAGAGUAACUGCACAAGCAUCACCAAGUAAAGAAAGAGCACCACAAUGCUGAAAAAUGGUUCGUAAAUCACCUAAUAACAACCAUUUUGCUUGUGUCUAUAUUGCCCUUAUCAUUUUGUAUAUUUUGUUUCCCACCAAAAGGUUCUUGUUUGCCUUCAUGAUCACCAAUGGUGUUGUUUUCUCAAAAUUGAUCAGUUUGUUCUACAUUUGAGUCCAAUAGGAAGGGAAUUUAAUUGUGACUCUGUUCGUUCAAUAAGAUGCAGUCAAUUUGUCCA